UCGUCGCCGUCGCUUUCGUGCACUAGAGCUCCGCACCCAUUUCCGCACUCUCACACCAAGUUAAGUUGCCCGAGCACCUCAAAUGCCGCCGUCGACGAGAGCUCCGGCGCUCUUCUCCACAUCCAAGUUUGCCGGCACGGAUUUGUUCAGGAAUAAAGGCGGUGCGUAUCACCUGCAACCUUCUCGUUCGUUUUGUUUUUCUCUGCCUCGCAUCAUUCGACUGUGCUUCACUGACCUGAUUUGCGACCAAAAUCCCCAUGCUUUCACCACGGCUACUAGUCCUGGAAGUCAUGAUGAUCCACAGCUGCGACAAAUGCAUCUUUGUCAAAUCGAAAUACAUCCUUGCCCUCGAUCUGGCCAGUGCAGCAGCAAACCACCUGUUUCCGCACGGCCAAACGCAACGAGGAAAAGCACGGCCGAAAACGACCGUUCGCGUUGUUUUGGAGACUGAGGAGGGGACUGAGGACGCCGAGAUGCCUGAUUAUUCGUCUUUAGACCCAACGAUAGCAGACAUUGCCAGAACAAUGGACCACCAUUACGCCGUCCUCCUCCACCUGCUGCGAAAACACGGGCUGGUUGAAAAACUCCAACCCCAUCUUCCUCCCAGCGCGAACGCCGCCACGCUUACAAACUGGCGCACCCUCUCCCUCACCCAGCUCCGCAGCGUCCUCAUACGCCUCUUCACCACCAUUUCGCUAUCACCGCCCAAAAACCCUGCUCUCGCCAAUCACUCACAUCAUCGGAGCGCAUCUACAACAGCCCUUCAUGAGGCGGCGGGAGGGUGGGCAACCGCGACUGCGACCCAUCGCUCGGCGUCUAUGACGGAUCUUGUCGGUGUGUCGGUGGCUGAUGUACGGGGUGGUGGUGAUGGUGGCGGCGGGAGGAUGGGAGCGUCGAGAGCAGGGUGGGAGUUUUAGAGUAGGGGUAGAUGUAGUUAGGGCAUUAAUCAGCGUAUCCGGCUUCAUGAUAUUCACUCAGUUUUCC
This is a messenger RNA of Fimicolochytrium jonesii, 984 nucleotides long. RefSeq lists its product as uncharacterized. The transcript has 5 exons. NCBI's taxonomy places the organism in Eukaryota, Fungi, Chytridiomycota, Chytridiomycetes, Spizellomycetales, Powellomycetaceae. The record is from RefSeq and is a predicted model, not a curated record. The coding region runs from base 258 to 917 and encodes 219 amino acids.